AUGUCUCCUAGACAGCCAAAUGACCAAAACGGCCGCGCAACCAACAAAUGCGCGAACGUCAAUGUUCUAUCUCAGCGCUUCUCCGAUAUCCCGUCAACACUGGAUAUCGCGGUCCACCUCGAGCAAAAAGUUGAAGUCGAAGAUGAUGCUCAUGCCGUCGAAAUCUACUUCGAAGACCUCUCUGAUCCGAACGAGCUCUGUUCUCAGCUAGAGAUAGAGCAUGCUGCCCCAAGGUACUGGAUGACGAUUGCUCUUGCAUAUGCGAAGCAAGGCACGAUGGAAGAUGCAAUUAAAACUCUUGUCCGCGCUGGAAAUUUAUUACAAGAAAAGGAGUCCAGGAGAAACUGA
Messenger RNA from Cadophora gregata, 348 nucleotides. RefSeq lists its product as uncharacterized. The transcript has a single exon. The record is from RefSeq and is a predicted model, not a curated record. The coding region runs from base 1 to 348 and encodes 115 amino acids. NCBI's taxonomy places the organism in Eukaryota, Fungi, Ascomycota, Leotiomycetes, Helotiales, Ploettnerulaceae.